Funneliformis caledonium is the source of this 1011-nucleotide messenger RNA. The record is from the annotation of a GenBank genome assembly. NCBI's taxonomy places the organism in Eukaryota, Fungi, Glomeromycota, Glomeromycetes, Glomerales, Glomeraceae.
GGUGUCAUAGCCAUUAAACCACUUGCGAAUGCACUUCAAAGAUAUGCGCCUACACCAAAUCAUCUCACGAAUUUGCAUCAAAUGUUUAUUAAGGAAUGUUUGUUAUCAAGAUGUUAUAAGCAGGCACUUCCAAUAUUGAAGAAUGAUAUUACUGAAAUAGAUGUGCCGAGCACAGCAAUCUUCUAUACAGAUCAUUUGCUAUAUCAUUAUUAUGGCGCGAUGGUUUACAUAGGAUUAAAGAAUUACGAACGUGCUCUUUAUUUCUUAAGAUUGGUUAUUUCUGCUCCUGCGAGUGUUACUAGUCAAAUUCAAAUCGAAGCAUAUAAAAAGUUUAGCUUAGUAUCUCUUCUUUUACUUGGAAAGAUAGCUCCCCUUCCCAAAUACACUGCUAGUGUAGUUUAUCGUUCAGCAAAAAACCAAUGUCAAGCUUAUCAAGAUUAUGCAUCUGCUUUUGAGAGCUUAAACGUAAAACGGCUGCGGAACGAGUUCACCAAAUGGACUGACAUUUUUAGAAAGGAUAAAAAUCUUGGUUUAGCUAAACAAACUCUCAGUGCAAUUUAUCGACGAAACAUUCAACAAUUGACUCAAACUUAUUUGACAUUGUCAUUGGCCGAUAUUGCUGAUGCAGUGGGAUUAGAGGGACGUGAUGCACCAAAAAUAGCCGAGAAUUACGUCUUAAGAAUGAUCGAAUCUCGUGAGAUAUUUGCUACUAUUAGUCAUUCUCAUCAGAAUGGAAUGGUAUCCUUCCACGACAAUCCUGAUCGUUAUGAUACAUCACUCACGAUUACUCAACUUGAGGAACAAAUAAACAAAUCUACCACUGUGAGCGAACGUGUCAUUAAAACCGAUAAGCUUGUGGGAUGUAGUAAAGAAUACCUUACAAAGAGCCAACAUAUGCUUACUACAGGAGGAGCAAUCCCAGGUGGACUUGGUCCUGGUGAUGAUCCUGAUUUCUUGGGAGGCAGUGGUGGUUUUGAGCAUUUCAUUGAUGAUGGAAAAUAUUUUAGUUAA